AUGAGUAGCUCCGGUGUACUUUCCCCCAACCGUUCCCUCCGCCAAGUCAAAUCAAUAUCCCAGGUCCACGUCGAUGACUUAAACAUUACAUCUAUACUAUCCAACCGAGGAAUCACCAUCCAUGUCGACCAUGAAAUUGACGCAGACGAAGCCAUGGUUUUGGCCAUGGGUUACAAGCAAGAGUUCAAGCGUGAAUUCUCGUUGUUGACCGUUUUCGCCGUGUCGUUCUCGGUGUUGGGUCUCUUGCCCUCGAUCGCCGCAUGUUUCGACUACCAACAAUUGGUGGUUGGUAUCAGUCCCGUGCCAUGGAUCGUCGCUGUCAUAUUCGUUACCAGUGUCUCCAUGUCCCUUGCUGAAGUGGCAUCGGCCUUUCCAGUCAGCAGUGGUACUCCAUAUGCAGUUUCCCAAUUGGCACCCCCUAGCUGUAAAGCUUUCCUUACAUGGUUAACUUGCUGGGCAAACUGGCUUUGUCAAAUCACAGCAGCACCCUCUGUCAACUACAGUGGUGCCUCAAUGAUCCUUGCCUUGGUGGCAUACAACAAUCCAAAUUUCACAGUCACCACUGGCAAAGUGUAUGGUGUUACCACCGGAAUUAAUAUUGUCCAUGGUAUCAUCAGUUCUAUGCCAACCAAGUUUUUGGCAAGAUUCAACACCGUUGGAACAUCCGUUAAUAUUAUUUUCUUGGUCGUUGUUUUCGUCAUUAUCCUUGCUGGUAACGACAGACUUAACAUCUAUAACGGAGAAAUUCCAAAGUUCAAUUCUAACAGUGUGGCCUGGUCCUUUGAUAAUAUGACGGAUUAUCCACUUGGUAUUUCAUUUCUUAUGUCAUUUUUGGGUGUUAUUUGGAGUAUGAGUGGUUAUGAUUCACCCUUCCAUCUUGCUGAAGAGUGCUCUAACGCAGCACUGGCUGCUCCCAAAGCUAUUAUUUUGACUAGUUCCGUGGGUGGGUUCAUCGGCUUUCUCUUCAUGAUUGCAAUCUCAUACACUCUUGUCGAUAUUCAACAAAUUGCCGAAGAUCCACAAGGGUUGGGUCAACCAUUCGUUACUUACCUCACCCAGAUUGCUAGCAAGAAGCUUGUCAAUGCAGCUACCGCAUUGACCAUUGUUUCUUCUUUUUUUAUGGGCUGUUCAUGUAUGCUUGCAGCAUCCAGAGUCACAUUUGCUUAUUCAAGAGAUGGUCUUUUCCCCUUGUCUAAGUACUGGAAGAUCGUUACUCCACUUACCCAAACCCCUAUUAAUGCCGUUUGGAUCAACUUGUUUAUCAGUCAGCUUCUUCUUUUGUUAAUGUUUGCCGGAGAUGUUGCUAUUGGUGCUAUUUUCUCAGUUGGUGGUAUUGCUGGAUUUACCUCGUUCACUGCCCCCACUCUUCUUAAGAUAACUUACGCCAGAGACAAGUUCAAGCCUGGACCAGUCAAUUUAGGACGUUGGUCCACCCCAGUUGGUGCGGUCUCCGUUGCCUUUGUGACUCUCAUGAUUCCAAUCUUAUGUAUGCCUUACGUCAAGGGCAAGAACUUGAACAACGAGGAGAUGAACUGGACUGCACUUGUUUUCUUCGGUCCUAUGCUUCUUGCUACCAUCUACUAUUUCGUUGCUGCUAACAAGUGGUACUCUGGACCAAAGAGCAAUGUCAAUGAAGAGGAUUUGGCAUAUGGUGACAGCUACCAGGAGUAUGAGGGACUUCCAAUUGGUGAAAAGACCAGUUCUAAGAUUGACCACAAGGAUGCACCCGACUCUCUAUAA
Messenger RNA from Suhomyces tanzawaensis NRRL Y-17324, 1740 nucleotides. It is a transcript of the gene GPT1, whose product is annotated as Gpt1p. Gene Ontology annotation, biological process: transmembrane transport. Gene Ontology annotation, cellular component: membrane. The coding region runs from base 1 to 1740 and encodes 579 amino acids. Gene Ontology annotation, molecular function: transmembrane transporter activity. The record is from RefSeq and is a predicted model, not a curated record. Lineage: Eukaryota; Fungi; Ascomycota; Pichiomycetes; Serinales; Debaryomycetaceae. The transcript has a single exon.